Molecule: messenger RNA, 2190 nt
Organism: Symbiodinium necroappetens
Lineage: Eukaryota; Dinophyceae; Suessiales; Symbiodiniaceae
Source: the annotation of a GenBank genome assembly
GCCGUGGCUGCAGCGGCACUCGAGGCUGCUGGCUGUGCUGUGCAGAAGCCGUACAUCUGUGAACUUCGAGAGACGAGGCGGACUGCGCCAAGUGACGAUGCUCUUGCCGACAUCGUGAGGUGGACUGCCAUAUCUGGCCGAGAUGAUGGCAUCUUCGUGGGAGGGGAAUUCAGCGGCAAAGGCCUGCAUGUAGACCAGCGCCCCGAGAGCAACCUUGGAAAGCAGUGGCGAGGCUUGAAGCUCUUCGCCGCGUGGGACCUCGGGUCCGCUGGCCAAGCGGUGCUCGAGAGCUGCUAUGGCGAGAUCUUCUGUCCGCCUUUGUUGGCCAAGCAUUGCCAGGCGUUGAAGAAGUGCACGCAGCUGUUCCUCCUUCGACCUGGAGAUAUCUUCCUGUUCAACGGUUCGAUGCCGCACACAGCGCUUUGCAUCGGCGAUUCUCUCAAUGUGACCAGCUACGACGGCUUGCUAACGUGGCAUCCUGGGCACAUCGAGCAGUUCUUGAACACCGCCUCGAGCUUCAGCGGACCUUGGCGAGACGUUGGCCUCAGCUGGAAGGUGGAGCUCCUGAGUGCCUGGAAGGAGGCACGGAAGCGCAGCCGGGAGGGCUCCGCGGAGGGCUCGCCGCCUGCAGAGCUGCCUUCCUUGCUCGAGGAGGCCGCGCGACUCUUGAGCAGCGAUGGCUUCUGUGCCGAUGAGCUGCCUCUACAGUCUGAUGAGGCAUCGGCAGCAUUUUUCAUAAGAGGAGCCUCUGGCGGCCAAGCGACGCAAAACUGCGGAGGGUUCAAAGAUGGCGAGGGCUGUGUCGCGUCUGCUGCUUCUGUCGAUGAGCGAAGUUUUGCCGAUUUGAUGUUCGGCGACUUCUUCGACCGGAAUGAGAAGUACGUCCAAGCCACGGACCCCGUGAGGACGCAGCUCACCUUCGAGGAAGCCUUGGAGGAGUACAAUGGCAUGAAUGCCAGCAAGAUGAACUUGGUCUUCUUCAAGGAUGCUCAGGAACAUCUUGCCCGUGCUGCGAGAAUCAUUCGACAACCACGAGGCAACGCCCUGCUUGUGGGCGUCAGCGGCGUGGGCAGGAAGAGUCUGGCAAGAAUGGCUGCGCACAUGGCCGAGUUCGCCUGCAGCUCCAUCGAGAUCACGCGCACCUACGGUGUGAACGACUUCCGUGAAGACUUGAAGCGAAUGAUGAUGGACGUGUUGAAGAGCGAGGGGAAGGGCUUGGCUUUCCUCUUCUCGGACACGCAGAUUGUCAAGGAGUCCUUCUUGGAGGACAUCAACAAUAUUCUCAACACCGGCGAGGUCCCGAACCUCUUCCAGGCUGAUGAGCAGGAGCAGGUGAUUGGCCUCACGAGGCCCCUGGCCAAGGCAGCCGGGAAGGUCGACGCCCGCGAUGUUCUCUGGCCUUGGUCCCGGUUUUGCUCUGAUGCCCCGGCAGCUGCGGAGAUCCGUGAGACGACGGCGCAGGUCCCGACUCCAUGGCUUUCCAUCGACUCGUGCAAGCUUGGGCAUCUGAUCCAAGUCUCGGCACCGCAGCGGUCCAGAAGCAGCUCAGCACCGGACAUGAAUGCUUUUCAAGAGGGCAGAGGCUACCGCAGUAGCUUCUUCGAGGGCCAGUUGGCAUUCAUGCAUGUCCACGGUGUGGAAGUGCACUCUUUCCACGCCAACACCCUUAUCGGCUCUUUGAAGAGGGCUGGGCACUGGCAGCGUGCUUGCCGCCUUCUUUUUCAAAUGCCUGAGCUGCAGCUGCUGCAAGACCAAGUGUCCUUCAACUCCGCGCUUGGGGCGUGCGCGGCCGCGACGCAGUGGCAGCAGGUCCUGGCGAUUUUGGCGCUGAUGUCUCCCUCCUCCGUGACUCCAGACUUGAUCUCCGUCAAUGUCGCGAUGAACGCCUGUGGCAAGACAUCUUUGUGGACCUUGUCUCUGGAUCUGUUUGGCCAGCUCUGCGGUGCAGCCUUGACACCGAACAAGAUCAGCUAUGGCACUGUCAUCUCUGCAUGCGAGAAGGGCAGCCGAUGGGAGCUGGCUCUGUCGCUUCUCAACCAGAUGCCACGUCAGAAGCUGACCGCAGAUGUGGUUGCCUUCAAUUCCGCCAUCAGCGGCUGUGAGAAGGCCUCGUUGUGGCAACAAUCUCUGGCGAUGUUGGUGCAGAUGCCCGAGCAGCGGCUUUCCCCUUCCUGUGUCAGCUUCAGCGCA